Messenger RNA from Eupeodes corollae, 846 nucleotides. RefSeq lists its product as uncharacterized. Bases 1 to 846 code for a protein of 281 amino acids. The transcript is spliced from 2 exons. Lineage: Eukaryota; Metazoa; Arthropoda; Insecta; Diptera; Syrphidae. Gene Ontology annotation, cellular component: nucleus. The record is from RefSeq and is a predicted model, not a curated record. Gene Ontology annotation, molecular function: DNA binding.
AUGAUUUUACUUCUAAUGGAUAAUCACGAAAGUCAUUGUACAAUAGAAGCUAUAAACUUUUGCCAAGAACAUGGUAUCGUCCUUGUUACAUUCCCCCCUCACUGCACUCAUCGACUUCAGCCCCUCGAUGUCGCAGUUUUGGGACCAUUCAAGCAUAAGUUAUCCGUGGCGCAAAAUGACUGGCUCCUAAAUAAUCCUUCAAAAACUAUAAGGAUACAUGAUCUUCCGGGUAUUGCUAAUACCGCUUAUAUUGCUGCUUUUACACCCAAAAAUAUAGUUUCAGGAAAACUAGAAGUUGCAGUUGAGCCAAAUAUAAAUACCGAAGCACGUGAAGCACCACAAGAUUUUGAUCCUAGUUCUGCUAAUAAUGAAUCAGAUGUUCAAUAUUCAAAUAAAAAUAAUCGCGAUAUUUCCAAAGAAAAUGUUGCUUCGCCUGAAAUCGCUAGGCCUUUCCCGAAAGCUGGUCCAAGACAAAAUACAAAGCGAGGAAGAAAGAAAAGAAAAUCACGCAUUUUGACAGAAACACCAGAUAAAAAUGAACUUGAGACUGCCUACAAGGAACGUCAGAAACGCUUAAAAAAAUCAGAAAUUCACUCUUUUAACAAGCGUUUAAAGCUAGAUAAAAGCACUAAACGGGCCAUCAAAGCUAAAAAGCCAAAGGAAUCGAGUUCGGACUCAGAUGAGAGUUGUUCCUAUUCGGUGAAUGAUGACACUGAUCUAGAUUUCAACUUUGCUGAUGACUCAUUCAUUGAAGAAGUUGAUGCAGAGUACGAAGACGAAGCAUGUAUUGAUUUAAGUUACGACCAUUUAUCCAGGCGAUUAUAUAUUGGUGGAAUGUUCAAAUAA